Molecule: messenger RNA, 2877 nt
Organism: Magallana angulata
Lineage: Eukaryota; Metazoa; Mollusca; Bivalvia; Ostreida; Ostreidae
Product: DNA repair and recombination protein RAD54B-like
Exons: 26
Biological process (GO): double-strand break repair via homologous recombination; reciprocal meiotic recombination
Cellular component (GO): nucleus
Molecular function (GO): ATP binding; ATP-dependent chromatin remodeler activity; DNA translocase activity
Source: RefSeq, a predicted model, not a curated record
ACUUGUCUGCAGUAUACAGAGAGGAAAAUGGCGCGUUAUACAAACAGAUGAUACUUUCAAAGCUACUUUCUGAUUUUUUCUUGGCAAAACUUUAUGGAAAAUAAUACGUAUGGAUAGGAAACUGUGGAUUUGUUUGAUAUAUAAGCAAAAAUGAGGAGAUCGGCAGCCCCUAGUCAAGGAUCACAAGCCAAAAGACCCAGAUUCAAUGUUCCUUUUAAAAGUCCAUGUCAAAAUACGGGCGGGGAAGUGACAGAAUUACCAAACCCUCCAUUAAGCAGGGAAAUAGUUUUGACUCCAAAAUUCACAACAAACAACAUAACUAAUAUACCAGUAACAGUGAAUGAAGCGAAGAACAAAACUGAGAAGAUUUUAGCUGGAUUGAGCUCAAAGAGUGUCCCUGUUCCUUCAGCAGGACCAGCUGAGAAUGGUGCCAAACAAGGAUAUUUUGCUGUCAUGUGGUGUAAACUAUCAAAGAAAAAGCAUAAAAAAUGGGAAGGUGAUGCUGUUUUGGUAACCCAAGGAAGAAAUGCUACAUUAUACGACAUUGAAGGCAAAGUAAUAGGUAAAGGAACAGGAUAUAAAUGUACAGAGCUGGAGGUAUUGAAGGAGGAUGAAAGCUUAACAAUAGGAGGCAAAGAGAUCCAGGUGAUGUCCCUCAUGACUGAAGACCACUUCAAAUCUGGAAAAUGCUUUUCCUCUUUAGCAGAAAGUACAAAAAUACUAACAGUGCCAGAAAGGACACCAAAUGUAAAUCUUUCAUUUUGAAAAUAUUUUUUUCUAUUGCCAGUUGCAGACAAAACUUUUGUCAACCCAUUGAAAGGAGAAAGAGCAUGUACAGCUCCUUCGUACUGCACCACACCACGGCAUGACCCGUCAUCACCGAAUGCCCUUGUGAUGCCUCAACCUAGUGCUGCUCAUCAGUGGCAGUACAAUAAGAAGAACCUCCCUGUUGUUGAUGUGGUGGUGGAUCCCUAUCUAUCUGUUCACUUAAGGCCCCACCAGAGGGAGGGGGUCACAUUUCUGUACGAGUGUGUGAUGGGAUUCAGAAACCUUUCAGGGAGGGGAGCCAUCUUGGCAGAUGAUAUGGGACUUGGAAAAACUCUACAAUGCAUUUCUCUUAUCUGGACUUUAUACAAACAAGGACCAUAUGGUGGGAAACCUGUCAUUAAGAGAGCCCUUAUCAUUACACCAGGCAGUCUAGUCAAAAAUUGGUUUUUGGAGAUAAAAAAGUGGUUGGGCACAGAAAGGUUGAAGGCUUUUGCUGUUAGUUCAGAUAAUAGAAUUGAGGAGUUUGUGAAUACAUCCAUUUAUCCCAUUGUGAUAAUCUCCUAUGAGAUGUUUGUCAGAGUGUAUGAACAGUUGCAGUCCUUGCAGUUUGAUAUCAUAAUAUGUGACGAAGGACAUAGGUUGAAGAAUAAUAAUAUCAAAACUACCUCUUUAAUUGCCAGUAUGCCUACCCCAAGAAGAGUAGUGUUGACUGGAACCCCGAUACAAAAUGACCUGCAGGAAUUCUUUUCAAUUGUGGAAUUCUGCAAUCCUGGAUUACUUGGAUCUUCUGGAUCAUUCAAAAGAGUGUUUGAAAAUCCUAUCGUUGCCUCCCGUCAACCAAGUGCUUCGCCUGAAGAUAUUGAAUUGGGAGCAGAGAGAGGGAGUGAACUCAGUCGUAUUACGAAACUAUUUGUUCUUCGGCGAUCUCAAGAAAUCAAUAUCAAAUACCUGCCUCCUAAAUGUGAAGUAGUUCUCUUCUGUAAGCCUUCUGCCUUACAGCUGAGCUUGUAUAGCCAGAUGCUGCAGGGGAAGCUGUUUCGAUCCUGUCUCAGAAGUGACGGUGCCACACAUCUAGUCUGCAUAGGGGCCUUGAAGAAGCUCUGUAACCAUCCUAGUUUGAUCUUCACUAAGGCAUCUCAAGCUGAAGAAUGCCCUGAUGACAUAGAAGAGGGUUCAGUGUACAGUGGUCUGUCUUCCCUCUUUCCAUCAGACUACCAAGAAAAGAUCUACUCUGCUGAGCAUGCUGGGAAAUUAAAAGUUUUAUCUGAAAUUCUAAUACAAAUACACAAAGACUGUGAAAAGAUAGUUAUAGUCUCAAAUCACACAAAGACUUUAGAUAUUCUCCAACAGUUUUGUUCCAAUUGUGGUUAUGGUUAUUUAAGAUUAGAUGGACAAACUUCCACAAAUAUUCGUCAAGAAAUUGUCACAAAGUUUAACAGCAAGCAUUGUUUGGAAAAAGUAUUCUUACUGAGCUCAAAAGCCGGGGGAGUUGGCUUGAAUCUCAUUGGAGCAUCUCGACUCUUACUGUAUGACAUUGAUUGGAAUCCUGCCAAUGAUUUACAAGCCAUGGCUAGAGUAUGGAGGGAUGGACAAAAGAGAAAAAUCUAUAUUUACAGACUUCUUACAACAGGAACAAUUGAAGAGAAAAUUUAUCAACGCCAAAUCAGUAAACAAGGACUGAGUGGUGCUGUCAUGGAUCUCAAAAACAAGCGGGAAGCUCAGUUUUCUCGUGAAGAACUAAGAGAUUUAUUUUCUCUAAAUGAGAACACAAUUUGUGAUACUCAUGACCUCAUCAAAUGUCAAUGUGAUGGGCGAGACGACACAGGUACUUCAGAAGCUAAUCCCUUACAACAGACUGCAAGGUCUUGUCAGUUAGGGUCUGCAUCCAUCAUUCAGAAAACCAAAACUCUUGGCAUGGAAGAACUAUUGGACUGGAAGCAUAUUUCUGGAAACAAAUUUGAGGAAAAAGAGGACUGGUUACUUGGCAAUGCCUGCUCUUGCAUUACAUUUGGAUUCUGGCAGGAAACUAACAAUGAAAAGAAAGCACCCAUGGAAAAUUUAACUUUUGAUUAAAAAGAUAAAGAUACUGUGAAAAGAAAUGUGGAGUGA